Molecule: messenger RNA, 474 nt
Organism: Myotis davidii
Lineage: Eukaryota; Metazoa; Chordata; Mammalia; Chiroptera; Vespertilionidae
Product: geranylgeranyl transferase type-2 subunit beta-like
Exons: 3
Coding region: 1-312 (103 amino acids)
Biological process (GO): protein geranylgeranylation
Cellular component (GO): Rab-protein geranylgeranyltransferase complex
Molecular function (GO): Rab geranylgeranyltransferase activity
Source: RefSeq, a predicted model, not a curated record
AUGUAUUUAUUUAACUUUUUUUGGUUACAGAUUCUUACUCUGUAUGAUAGUAUUAAUGUUAUUGACGUAAAUAAAGUUGUGGAAUAUGUUCAGAGUCUACAGAAAGAAGAUGGUUCUUUUGCUGGAGAUAUUUGGGGAGAAAUUGAUACAAGAUUCUCUUUUUGUGCUGUGGCAACUUUGGCUCUAUUGGGGAAGCUGGAUGCUAUUAAUGUGGAAAAGGCAAUUGAAUUUGUUUUAUCGUGUAUGAACUUUGAUGGUGGAUUUGGUUGUAGGCCAGGUUCUGAGUCCCAUGCUGGGCAGGUAAUUCACUAAUGCAGAUUAAAAUACGUUAAUAGCAAUUUUAGUGUUUGUUAAAUAUGAGUGAAGUUAAUUUGACCAAAGGUAAUAUAAUGUGGGAUGUUACAUUAUAGUUGAUUAAUAUUGCUGAUUAAGGAAGGCCUUUUUGCUUUAUGUACAUUCACCUGCUGGUGAAAC